Molecule: messenger RNA, 3324 nt
Organism: Brenthis ino (lesser marbled fritillary)
Lineage: Eukaryota; Metazoa; Arthropoda; Insecta; Lepidoptera; Nymphalidae
Source: the annotation of a GenBank genome assembly
AUGAGCAUGUCGGCCGAAAAAGAGAAAAUGGCGGCUGCCGAAGCUAAAUCACCCUCCAACAAGAGCAACUGCACCUCACCUGGGAAAAAAGGUGACACCGAUGAGCACGGUCUACCCAAAGACAAGGAUAAAGGCUACGACACCACUCUCUACCUUUACCAUGAGGAAAUCGAAGAUAGGCCAAGAGCGGCGACGUUUCUCAGCUCCCUGGCGGACUACUCGAACACCAUCCCUACUGCGUCUGCGGCUGACCCCGAUGCCCCCAAACCCGCACCACCAGCUCGUAUGGGCACACUCAUCGGAGUAUACCUUCCAUGUAUCCAGAACAUCUUUGGAGUCAUCCUCUUCAUCCGUCUAACAUGGGUAGUUGGAACUGCUGGUGCAAUUCAAGGCUUUUUGAUCGUGCUUACCUGCUGCUGUACGACUAUGCUGACUGCGAUAUCGAUGUCUGCGAUUGCAACUAAUGGCGUGGUGCCCGCGGGCGGGUCCUACUUUAUGAUCGGUCGCUCGCUGGGUCCCGAGUGUGGAGGCGCAGUAGGAAUGCUUUUCUAUACUGGAACAACCCUUGCCGCAGCUAUGUACAUUGUUGGAGCCGUUGAAAUUGUUUUGACAUACAUGGCACCUUGGAUGUCUAUCUUCGGUGACUUUACUAAAGAUCCAGAGGCGAUGUACAACAACUUCCGAGUAUAUGGCACAGGGCUACUUUUAAUUAUGGGCAUGGUUGUGUUUGUCGGAGUCAAAUUUGUUAAUAAAUUCGCUACGAUUGCCCUGGCUUGUGUAAUUCUCUCAAUUACUGCCGUCUACGUCGGUAUUUUCGUCAAUUUUAAUGGAAACGAUAAACUCCAAAUGUGUGUCCUCGGGAAACGACUGCUAAAGGAUAUUAACAUUAACAACUGUACUAAAGACCUUGGCGGUGAAUUGCACCAAUUAUUCUGCGUUAAUGGCACUUGCGAUCCUUACUAUCAGACGCAUGAAGUUAGCAUUGUACAAGGCAUUAAGGGGUUAUCGAGCGGAGUGUUUUUCGAUAAUUUACAAGAUUCAUUUCUUAAUCUUGGUCAAUAUAUCGCAUAUGGGAAAGAACCUGAUGACAUCGAACAAAUGGAACGCCCUACCUAUAACCAAGUUUAUGCAGAUCUCACAACUACUUUCACUAUACUAAUUGGAAUAUUCUUCCCAUCGGUAACAGGUAUAAUGGCUGGCUCUAAUCGUUCUGGAGAUUUGGCUGAUGCCCAAAAGAGCAUCCCUAUAGGUACUAUCUGCGCUAUCAUCACUACUUCAACGGUUUACUUAUCAUGUGUACUACUUUUCGCUGGAACGGUCGACAAUUUGUUACUUCGAGACAAAUUUGGUCAAUCAAUAGGUGGGAAACUUGUAGUGGCAAAUAUGGCUUGGCCAAAUCAAUGGGUGAUUUUGAUUGGAUCGUUCCUUUCUACGCUUGGUGCGGGACUACAGUCUCUGACCGGAGCACCUCGGUUACUCCAAGCGAUAGCUAAAGAUGAAAUUAUACCGUUUCUUGCUCCCUUUGCUGUUUCUUCCAGCAGAGGAGAGCCUACGAGAGCCCUGCUCCUAACAAUGGUCAUCUGUCAAUGCGGUAUCCUGCUCGGCAACGUCGACAUUCUCGCGCCACUACUAUCCAUGUUCUUCCUUAUGUGCUAUGGAUUUGUUAACUUGGCAUGCGCUCUACAAACUUUGUUGAAGACCCCCAACUGGCGACCCAGAUUCCGAUACUAUCAUUGGUCCCUCUCUCUUGCCGGUUUAACAUUGUGUAUCUCCAUCAUGUUCAUGACGUCAUGGUUCUACGCUCUGAUCGCGAUGGGUAUGGCGGGCAUGAUCUAUAAAUAUAUCGAGUAUCGAGGUGCCGAAAAAGAAUGGGGUGAUGGUUUACGCGGUCUCGCUCUGUCUGCGGCUCGUUACUCUCUAUUACGUCUUGAAGAAGGUCCUCCGCACACGAAGAAUUGGCGACCACAAGUACUCGUUCUCGCCAAACUCAAUGACGACCUUAAACCCAAAUACCGCAAAAUGCUCUCCUUUGCUAGUCAACUUAAAGCUGGAAAAGGGCUAACAGUAUGUGUUUCGGUAUUGGGAGGAGACUUUACCCGCCGCGCAGCGGACGCGGCCACCGCUAGACAGAACCUACGUAGAUGUAUGGACGAAGAAAAAGUCAAAGGAUUCGUCGAUGUUCUUGUAUCUCAUAGUAUCUCGGAUGGCUUAAGCCACUUCGUACAAACAUCUGGUCUGGGCGGCUUGAAACCAAACACAGUGCUUGUGGGGUGGCCUUAUGGCUGGCGACAAUCUGAAGACGACCGCACGUGGCAAGUGUUCCUGCACACGGUACGCGCCGUCACUGCAGCAAGGAUGGCGAUGUUGGUGCCUAAGGGUAUUAACUUCUUCCCGGAUUCUUCUGAGAAGAUUUCUGGCAACAUAGAUGUCUGGUGGAUAGUUCAUGAUGGCGGCAUGCUUAUGCUUCUUCCAUUCCUUCUAAAGAAACAUCGUUCAUGGAAGAACUGCAAAAUGCGCAUAUUUACCGUCGCGCAAAUUGAAGAUAACUCCAUACAAAUGAAGAAAGACCUCAAGAUGUUCCUGUACCAGCUACGUUUGGAAGCCGAAGUUGAAGUUGUGGAAAUGACUGAUAGCGAUAUCUCCGCUUAUACAUACGAACGUACUUUGAUGAUGGAGCAACGUAACCAAAUGCUUCGUGAACUCAGACUUAACAAGAAAGAGGCUCUUGGAAUGAUGCAAAAUUUGGUGGACUAUCACGAACAAAGUGCUGAGGAGAAAUUGCCUUUGGUACAGGCAAUAGUUGAUCAUCACCAUGCUGACGUUAAAACGGCAAGCAAAGUACGCUUUGCAGAACCCGGUUCUGAACCAUUACCAGAUGACGCUCCAUCGCCUCCUCUCGCCGAAAAUGACGAAAAAGAUAAAGAUGAUAAGGACGAAUUUCGAAGUAGUUUGUUGCACAUAAUCGAUUCAAUGUGGGACUCGCCCGAUGAACGCUCGCAGUGUGAGACGCCGCCGCCCGAUGCCGAGAACCACAAGGAAGGCAAUCCCAACGGAGACGCGCUCAACCCGAAACCCAACAUGCCAAAUAUUACCCCUGACGAGGGCACAGUGCGUCGAAUGCAUACGGCCGUCAAACUGAAUGAGGUGAUAGUGUCGCGCUCGCACGACUCUCAACUGGUGAUACUGAACUUGCCCGGUCCCCCGCGCGACACAAAACUCGAGAGGGAAUCUAAUUACAUGGAGUUCCUGGAGGUGUUGACAGAAGGGCUGGAGAAAGUGCUAAUGGUGCGCGGCGGAGGCCGCGAAGUUAUCACCAUUUACUCG